AUGGAUGAAAAUGAAGAUGGUGAAAUCAAAGAAACCAUGGAUAAAACAGAUGCCGCUCAAGAAUAUAAAACAGACGCUGCCUGGGAUGAUGAAUAUGAAGAAGACUGCUGUUCGAGACGUUACCUGUUCUGCCAUCGUCCCGAAAUGCGCCACGUCUACACGAGGAUGCAGACAUUUGGGUGGUGGCCAAUACAGUUACGCCAGACACCGAGGGAGCUCGCCAAGGCUGGUUUCUUCUACACAGGGGAUCACGAUGCCGUCGUCUGUUACUUUUGUGGUCUACGCGCCUACCGAUGGCAGAUAAUGGAUGAUCUAGUGAUGGAACAUUACAGACUUUCUCCAAGAUGUCCCCAUGUGAAUAACGUGUUCAGACAUUAG
Messenger RNA from Gigantopelta aegis, 378 nucleotides. Its product is annotated as baculoviral IAP repeat-containing protein 2-like. Gene Ontology annotation, biological process: regulation of cell cycle. Gene Ontology annotation, cellular component: spindle microtubule; nucleus; cytoplasm. Bases 1 to 378 code for a protein of 125 amino acids. The transcript has a single exon. The record is from RefSeq and is a predicted model, not a curated record. NCBI's taxonomy places the organism in Eukaryota, Metazoa, Mollusca, Gastropoda, Neomphalida, Peltospiridae.